AGUUAUGGUGGUUUCUAGGGCAUUCCAAUUUCCACAGCUAGCCUAAUACUCUUGUCAAACUUCCCUCACUCUCACUCUCACUCUCUCUCUCUGAAGAAGUAUAGUAGCGAUUGAUUGUUGAAUAAUAUGGCGGAGGCUGAAGCUGCAUCGUCGGUUGCUCCGAACGCUGAAUUGUUGGAAUGGCCGAAAAAGGACAAUCGCCGAUUCCUUCAUGUUGUGUAUCGUGUUGGUGAUCUUGAUCGCACCAUCAAGUUUUAUACUGAAGCUUUUGGAAUGAAGCUGUUGAGGAAAAGAGACAUUCCGGAGGAGAAAUACUCGAACGCCUUUCUCGGGUUUGGCCCGGAGGAAUCUCACUUUGUUGUUGAAUUAACAUACAAUUAUGGCGUGACUUCAUAUGAUAUUGGCACUGGGUUUGGACAUUUUGCUAUAGCAACUCCAGAUGUUUACAAACUGGUCGAACACGUUAGGGCCAAGGGAGGCAAUGUCACCAGGGAGCCUGGUCCUGUGAAAGGUGGAAAGUCUGUCAUUGCAUUUGUUAAGGACCCUGAUGGUUACACUUUCGAGCUCAUUCAACGGGAAUCAACUCCUGAACCACUUUGCCAAGUAAUGCUUCGUGUUGGUGACUUGGAGCGCUCUAUCAAGUUUUACGAAAAGGCUUUGGGGAUGAGUGUAGUGAAGAGGGUUGAUAGGCCUGAGUACAAGUACACCAUUGCCAUGUUGGGGUAUGCCGAAGAAGAGAAGACAACUGUUCUCGAGUUGACUUACAAUUAUGGCGUGACUGAAUAUACCAAGGGAAAUGCAUAUGCCCAGAUUGCCAUUAGUACCAACGAUGUAUACAAAAGUGGUGAGGUUGUGAACUUGGUCACACAAGAGCUUGGAGGAAAGAUUACUCGACAAGCAGGACCAAUUCCUGGAAUCAACACCAAGAUUGUCUCUUUUCUUGAUCCAGAUGGCUGGAAAACCGUCUUGGUUGACAAUGAAGAUUUCCUCAAUGAACUCAAUAAGGAAGAUUAAAUGCGUAAUGUAGGAUAUUUAGGAUGCAUUAGGCACUUAAAAGACAUAUCUCGUAUGAAUAAAUGAGUGUCUAGUACUGUAGCAACCAGUAUUUGACUGUUUUAUUAUGGUUGCCGCUUUGUAAAUCCUCUUUUGGGAUAGCUACUUGUGUGUUGCAGUUCCUCGUGUAGCUAUUGUGGACCUGACUGCGAGGAAUUUGAUGUUUGUGUACACUGCCCUUAUGCAAUUGCCUAGCCUGGAGAUAUCAUAUGAUUCUAUUAUCUUCUCUAAAA
Morus notabilis is the source of this 1286-nucleotide messenger RNA. RefSeq names its product lactoylglutathione lyase GLX1. Gene Ontology annotation, molecular function: metal ion binding; lactoylglutathione lyase activity. NCBI's taxonomy places the organism in Eukaryota, Viridiplantae, Streptophyta, Magnoliopsida, Rosales, Moraceae. The transcript has 9 exons. Gene Ontology annotation, cellular component: cytoplasm. The record is from RefSeq and is a predicted model, not a curated record. Bases 127 to 1014 code for a protein of 295 amino acids.